This is a messenger RNA of Mangifera indica (mango), 878 nucleotides long. Its product is annotated as calcium-binding protein CML42-like. The transcript has a single exon. NCBI's taxonomy places the organism in Eukaryota, Viridiplantae, Streptophyta, Magnoliopsida, Sapindales, Anacardiaceae. Gene Ontology annotation, molecular function: calcium ion binding. The coding region runs from base 76 to 702 and encodes 208 amino acids. The record is from RefSeq and is a predicted model, not a curated record.
UAUAUUAUAAUUCACUUUCUUUCCCCCAACUGGCUCGGCUAGCUGCUUGAACAACGUCAAAGAGACAACGUAAAAAUGGAGGAAGUAGAUGCAGCAGCCUCCACGGAGAGACAAGAAUGGAAUCGAAGUUUAAGCAGAAAGGCUUCAUCUUCAUCGUUUCGUCUACGGACGUCACCAAGUCUCAACUCUCUCCGUCUCUGUCGUAUCUUUGACAUUUUUGACAAGAAUGGCGACGGUAUGAUCACCGUUGAAGAGCUCCAUAAGGCCAUUAGCCUUCUGGGUUUAGACGCUGACUUACCCGAGUUAGAAUCCCUCGUUGCUUCAUAUAUAGAACCGGGCAACGACGGGCUUAAGUUUGAAGAUUUUGUAAGGCUUCACCAUUCCUUGGAUGAGACAUUGUUUAGAUGGGAAGAAGAAGAAGAAGAUAGUGAAGAUAAGAGUGAGAGGACGAGCGGCGAAGCGAAGAUGUCGCAGGAGGAGUCUGAUUUAGCAGAGGCGUUUAAGGUGUUUGAUGAAGACGGAGAUGGGUUCAUUUCUGCAGAUGAAUUGCAGGUAGUUUUGGGGAAACUAGGAUUCUCUGAAGGGAAUGAGUUUGCAAAAGUUCAACAAAUGAUCAUGUCCGUUGACCGAAACGACGAUGGUCGAGUUGAUUUCUGUGAGUUCAAGAACAUGAUGCAGGGUGUUCUUGUUCGGAGUUCUUAAUUUGUUGUUGAUGAUUCUGUCUCUCUCUCUCAGUUAUUUGCUUCGUAAGAUCGUUGUUGUUGUUGUUAAUGGUGAUCUGAUUUUGAGUUUUGUAAUUGAAAAUCAUCUCAUUGCCAUUGAUGGAUGAUCUUGUGUAUGUGUCAUUUCAUUGCAAAUGAUAAAUUUUUGGUGACCAA